Molecule: messenger RNA, 465 nt
Organism: Camellia sinensis
Lineage: Eukaryota; Viridiplantae; Streptophyta; Magnoliopsida; Ericales; Theaceae
Source: RefSeq, a predicted model, not a curated record
AUGGCCUUUGUCUCUCUCUCACAAGUGAACAGUGCUGAGAACAAGGCUUAUAUAGUGGGUUUUUGGAAAUUGUUAGGCCCCGAGAUCGUGCAAGUCACAAGUGAGAAAAUCCAACUCACUCAACAGCGAAUUCGCACUGCUCAGAACUGCCAGAAAAAUUAUGCAGAUACUCAGAGACGGAACUUGGAAUUUCAAGUAGGGGAUCAUGUGUUCCUCAAGAUCUCACCAACAAGAGGAGUGAUCCGAUUCGGAAAGCGAGGAAAGCUAAACCCAUGUUACAUCGAGUCAUUCGAGAUACUAGAAAGGAUUGAUCCUGUAGCUUAUCGCCUUGCACUACCUCUUGAACUAUCCAAUGUCCACAAUGUGUUUCACGUUUCAAUGCUCCGACGGUACCUCCGAGAUCCAGAACAUGUCGUCGACUAUGAGAACCUGAAAGUUCAAGAAGAUCUCUCUUAUGAAGAAUAA